Molecule: messenger RNA, 1967 nt
Organism: Moneuplotes crassus
Lineage: Eukaryota; Ciliophora; Spirotrichea; Euplotida; Euplotidae
Source: the annotation of a GenBank genome assembly
GCUCAAACCAUGGGAGGGAAGAAAAAGAAGAAGAAUGACGAGAUUGAAGAAUACAAGAAGCAAUUCUCCGAAAUUGUCAAACCAUUACUAGGCUCAGAAUCAAUCGGCCAAGAUCUUGCAAAGGAAAUAAUUGAGAAAACAUUUGAAAAGAUUGAAAUGGCCUCUUUAAUGAAAAGAGUCGCACCUUAUGGCAUUGAAGCAGCUUUACAAUCUACAGCUUGUCAUUUCUUCUUUCAAGAUAGAAAGCAAGAUGACUGCUACCUUGAAGAAGACUUUGAGCCGAACAACUUAGGUAAUGAUUGUUUUAUUCCAAACAAAUGAAAAGUUAUCAUAAAGCAAGAGACUUACACAAAUGUUGUACUUGAUAGCUUCAGCGAAUUUGACGCAUUUUCUCAGAGCAAUUCUCCCUCAAAGAAGAUGUCGACAAGGUCUGGAAGAACUUUCCGUGAAAGGCCAAAAAUACACCAAGAUACUAAAAAGACUAAUCUUGAAAAAAUUAAUAAUCAGGUUGAGCUAGACCCCAAGGAUUUACCAGGCUACCAUGAUUAUAAAGACAAUAUCACCCAUGAAGACCUUGACAACCUCAGAGAUACUGUUGACAGACUUAAGAAGAGCAAGACCAAAAUGGCGAAUGAACAGAAACUUGAACAAGAGCGAAAAAAGAAGGAUCAGAAGGAAUUUGAGAAGAAAAUAGAGGGAGGGAAACUGACCUAUGACCACACAGGAAAACUCCUCUCCAUCCGUAAAAUCAAAGCAGAGAGACUUCCUGUUGAUUUUAAACAGCUAAUGUCUCAUUCUAUGAUUAGGUCAAGGAAAUCUGCAGAGAAGGGUAAAAAUUUAAAAGUGAAAAAGAAGCCGAACGAUACAGUUGAAGAAUCUUCUGAGGAAAAUAAAGAUUUUUCUCUGAUUCAAGCUUAUAAAGAUACUAAACUUGUGAAGAAACACCUUAAUUCGACAUUUGACCAGGGGAAUGACAAUAGUUCCAUGACAGUCAAUCCCUCUGAUGGAGUAGCUAUAAUUCCUGAUGUGAGAACCCAGGAGAAGGUCCAAGGAAAGCCUUACAAGGAGGAGCUGAGGAAAUUCCAAAAUGAAUUCAUGGAGAACAGAGGCCAAAGACAUAAGGCUCAGAUUGAAGAAGAAAAUUUAGAAAUGGCCGAGAAUAAGGAGAUUGAUUCACAUAAUCCCAAUGGAAAUAAUAACUCAUUUGAUUUGACCUCUGAUCAUUUAGCCCAAGAAGAUGGCAUCAUAAAGGAAGAAUUAAGAUCAAAGCCUUCAACUAGAUCUAAUAGUGUGCGUAACUCGAAUAAGUCAACCUUCAACUCAAGAGUGGAGACUAACCGUUCUCAGCUACAAACUCUAAAGAAAGAAUUUAGCUCAAUAUCUUCAAAUUUGAAUGCGCUAAAUCUCAAACAAAAAUUAAUGAAUUAUGAGGUGAAUAGUUCUGUAAAUACCCAUUUUGUGGGUGGAAAUACGUCAGCAAAGACGAGUCUGAUUCUUCCACCACUGACUAUUGGGAAUAUGCAGAAGACUAUUGACAACAGAACUACUAAAAAUCAAUCAAUGAAAAAGAAUAAGAUCACUUUUAGAAGCAUUGGAGAUGACUUCGGAAAUAGUGGGAGUAAAACUAGAAGAUCAAAGGUAUCAAUCAAAUCAAACAUAAAAGAAAGAAUCCUUAACAUGUCUGGCCCUAGAUCUAAAAUUACCAAAAUAGAGGCCUCUGAAGAUCAAGGAAAUCAGACACUUCCUGAUAUCUCACUUGCAUCUGCUAGAACAAAUCCGCUUGCUAAAAUGCCAUCAAGGAUCCGUAAAAAUUCCAGUUCCAUAAAAAUGAGUAUCAAAAAUUUACCUUUGACAAAGAAGACCAAAAAUCAGAUAAAGUUUUUGAAAUCACUGGAGAAAUCCCAGACUUUGGUAAAGCCAAAGUUAAGAAAUUCCCUCAAGAAUUACGUUUAACCAAGUUCAACUGG